Physella acuta is the source of this 4959-nucleotide messenger RNA. RefSeq lists its product as uncharacterized. Gene Ontology annotation, biological process: chitin biosynthetic process. The record is from RefSeq and is a predicted model, not a curated record. Lineage: Eukaryota; Metazoa; Mollusca; Gastropoda; Physidae. Gene Ontology annotation, molecular function: chitin synthase activity; ATP binding; cytoskeletal motor activity. Gene Ontology annotation, cellular component: myosin complex; cell septum; cell periphery.
UUUGUAAUUUUGUCAAGAUACAUUUGGAGAGCACAGACAGAUAGAACAGCCAAUAUGGAAAGACUGUUCUUAAGUCCUACAUACUGUGCUGUACUGAGCACUGAGUCUAUAAUGUUAAACAGAAGAAGGCAUCCAUGCAAAGUAGUCCCUGAUCAUAAACUUAAUGCGGAGGGACAGAUAUCAGACAAGUAUUACAAGAUCAAAAUUAUUACAAACCGUACCAUUGACGAUGACGACGAUGAGAUGUUGGAUGGCGACACAGCAGAUUUGCCUACAGAGGAAAAUGUUGAGUUAGGUCCAGCAGAGCCAGUUGAGGGUGACAAGUCUAGUAAUCCCUACACCCCCAUGCUGUACGCCUGCGCUACAAUGUGGCACGAGACACGCACAGAAAUGGUUCAGCUUCUCAAGUCCAUUCACAGGCUAGACAGAGACCAGUACAUCAGGAAAAUAGCCAAUGACAAUGUAGGAGGAUAUGAUCCAGAACUCUACAACUUUGAAGCUCACAUUUUUUUUGAUGAUGCUAUGGAACUGGAUGAUGAUGAUGAGAGAGUUCCAAACCGCUGGGUCAAAGACCUGGUAGCAUCUAUGGACGUAGCCUGCAGUUCUGUUCACAACAAGCCAAUGAAAGUUCAUGCUCCUAUUAAAGUCCCCACUCCCUAUGGUGGACAACUCAUCUGGCAAAUGCCGGGAGAAAACCUGCUGUUUGUUCACAUGAAAGACAUGAGUAAAAUCAGGAACAGGAAGAGAUGGUCACAGGUGAUGUAUAUGUACUAUCUGCUGGGCUUCAGACACAUAAUGACGUGCAAGAAUGAAAUGGUUGAAGAAAUGAUGAAAUUGAGAGAAAAACGUGGCCAGUUUGGCCUUACAAUCCAGCAGAUAAAUCAUUUGCUGGGAGAAAAUGCUACUGCAAGGGCCAACAACACCUUCCUGCUGGCACUGGAUGGUGACACAGAUUUCUAUCCAGGGUCCAUCAAAAUUUUACUCGACCGCAUGAGAGAUGAAAAUGUUGGCGCAGCCUGUGGAAGGAUUCAUCCCAUUGGCAGUGGCCCUAUGGUGUGGUAUCAGAAGUUUGAGUACGCUCUUGGCCACUGGUUACAGAAAGCAGCAGAGCAUGUGUUUGGUUGUGUUCUGUGCAGUCCUGGUUGUUUCAGCUUGUUCAGAGCAGCGGCUCUGAUGGACACCAAUGUGAUGAAGAGAUACACAACAGAACCCACUGAGCCCACACACCAUCUUCAGUAUGACCAAGGUGAGGAUCGCUGGCUGUGUACUCUAAUGCUGCAGCAAGGAUAUAAAAUUGAAUACGCUGCAGCAGCUGAUGCCUGGACCUUCGCCCCUGAAGGAUUCUUUGAAUUCUUCAACCAAAGGCGCCGUUGGAUGCCCUCAACAAUUGCCAAUAUAUUAGAUCUACUUGGCUCCUCCCAGCUCACAAGGAAGAAAAAUUCUAACAUCAGCAUGCUGUACAUACUGUACCAGUGGUUGCUUAUGCUGAUGACAAUACUGGGCCCAGGCACAAUCCUAAUGAUGAUUGCAGGUGCAAUAAAAUUAGUGUUCAAACUAGAUCUGGUGGGAUCCUAUGUCUUUGCCGUAGUCCCAGCAGCCAUUUACAUCAUAGGCUGUUUUUGGCUGAAGUCUCAGCACCAACUGAUAUUUGCUGCGGUACUCAGCAUUUUUUACACCUUCAUUAUGAUGAUAGUCCUUGUGGGGACGAUCCAAACAGCAUCACAGGAGAAUGUCUUUCACCCCAGUGUCAUAGUCAUAGUCAUGCUGACUGGGAUUUUUAUCAUAGCUGGAAUCUGCCAUCCUCAGGAAAUUGGAUGCCUAGUUCACGGAGUACUCUACCUCCUAACAAUCCCAUCUGGUUAUCUGCUCCUUGUUAUCUAUUCAAUUAUCAACCUCAACGAUGUCUCAUGGGGGACCAGAGAGGUGCCCACUAAAGCUCAAAGAUUGGAGAUGGAACAAAAAAGGAAAGAAAAAGAAGAAGAAAAAAAGAAACAGAAAAAAGGAUUUUUUGCUAGGAUGUUUAAUAGAGGCGAAGAACAUAUCAGAGAACUGACCAGCUUGGUUAAGACGCUGAUACCCCAGAAAAACAACCAAGCAGCUGUUCUAGUCUCUGAUGAACAGACAGACAACAAGGUCAUUGAACUUCUGGCUAAAAUUGAGAGUAAUCUUGGUCGCUUGCUCCAAGAUGGAGGCAAUAGAGAAACAGGAACAUCUACUCUGCAGCAAAUCAUCGUUGAGCAGCCACAGCUUGGGAAGUCGCAAAAACCUUCAUUGCAGUCACAAGAUGGAAAGUCACAAAAACCAUCACCAGUCAUUGAACAGCCCACUAAAACAACCCCAGCUCCCAAAAACAAAAAAGCAAAAAAGAAAAAAAUAAGAAAUGAACUGAAGAAUCCAUUUUGGGCUGAAGACAAAGGAUUAGGAGAUGGGCCAACUAUAGAAGGCAAUGAAAAGGAAAUGGAAUUUUGGCGAGGGUUUGUCGACAAGUAUCUGCUCCCCAUCAAACCAACGGCAGAUGAAAGGAAAAAAAUAGCAGAUGGAUUAAGGGACUUGAGGAAUUCUUCAGCUUUUGGGUUAAUCAUCCUGAACUUGCUGUGGAUGGCUCUCAACUUUAUGUUCCAGUACACACAGGCUGCCCGCAUCGCUUUCAAAUAUGAUUUUGAGGCAAAGAAAUAUGAAUUUGAGGAAAGUGUUCUUGGAUUUGGGUUUGUUGGUCUCCUUUUGUUGCUGCUUCUGCUGCAAAUGGUUGGAAUGCUAAUUCACCGCAUGGGAACUCUUCAGCAUCUUUUGGCUAUAACUGAAAUUAUUGUGAGAAACCAAAAGAGUAGCAUCGCAAAUGAAAAACUUGAAAGAGAAGCUGCCAUUAGGCACAUCAAGGAGGUUUUAAAAAUUCCUGUAACUGGUGAUCAAGGUACAACAACUGAACCUCCUAUCAUUGCACCAAAGGGCAAUAACUUUGGAAAAUCUGUUUGGGCUUUCUCUGAUCGAGGUGCAUCUAGAGGCACUCACAAUAAUGAGCAUAUUAGAGAAACACUAAGAAAGACAAUUAAAAAUAUGGGGCCUAUUUUUGAUGCUCAGAGAUCCAAUGGCCCUCUUGAUAGGAGAACACUACAAACAUUGAACAGUGUUAGACAGAGACUGAAUGGUAGUUCUCUCGGCGGGAUCGCACCUAAUUUAGGUAUGUCAGUUCGACCUAAGCUUCCACCUCGAGGCAGAUCUCAAACUGCUAAGGUUGUCCAAUCCGGCUUUGGGUUUACAACCAAAGAGCUGCGAGACUUAAAUAUCAUGGAGCCGGAUUAUGACACAGAUUCCGAUUUGCAAGGGGGGGCCAUGGCCCGGACUCUAUACCACAGAUCAAAGUUGAUCAAUGCGGCAACCAGUUCUAUGGAGAAUGGGACCCCUGCUUUUAACAGCAAUGAUGUCCCAGUGAGGAGACAAGUUUCAUUCUCAAGACACCGUCAGUUUCAGAGUGAAAGAUUUGAACGUUUGUAAGUUUUAAAGUGCAAGUUUAUGAAGAGAAUUUUGUAACGUUUUUUAAAAAAUGACAUUCUAUCAUUCAAUCUAUGAUUUCAAGUCCAAGCUCCAGAAAUCGUUACAUUGCCAAAAAAAAAAGAAUCAAAAUUACUUCAUAUUUAUGAUUGUAAAUGUAAGUGUGAGAGUUUAAGAUUUAAUCAUAUGUGGGUAUUAAAGGGCUAGAUUUCUUUAUUUGUAAAACAAAACAAAUCCAAUAGAAAAUGAUGUGAUUAUUUAUGUGUAAUUUAAUUUCAUUCCUUAAAAUUUUUCAUUCCAAUUAUUAUAACAAAUUUAUUAUGUUCUAUACACCAUGACAUUAUGCUAUUUAUACUCUCAUUCAAGCUUUCUUGAUUGUUCUUAAAAUGCCUGACUUACUUCAUAUAUUGAUUUUAAAAUUAAAAGUCACCAUUUCUGCCAUGUCAUAAUAUUUAUACUCACACAUACUAUACUUUUUUUUAUCAAACAUGUUGGCUUGAUUAAUAACUUGUUAAUUGUUAAAUUAAAACAAGGGAAAAAAACUGUGAUUUUUUAAUUUCUAUUUAUUUAAAACUUUGAUGUCAGAUUUUUACAAUCGUGUUAUUAUGCAUUAUCAAUAUAUGUUAUAUAAUAAUAAUUUAUUGAAUAAUCCUUUUAAUGAAUACUUGUACUUACUUAAAUUUGGUCAUAAGUUUUAAUGUAAAAUAUUUUUUUAAACUGAGCAAAUAAAAUCAUAACCCAUUCAGCAAACAUGUUGCAAACAUUGAGAGAAAAACAAAGUUUCAACCUAUAGAUAAAUUAUUCAAGAAAUGUAACUCAUAAAUUUUGUUUAAUUUACACACAUUAAUGAAGUUUACUUUCUACAAAAAUAGUACAUUAAUUCCACUAGUUAUUUAAUUUUGCAAAUCCCUAAAUCAAUGCAUUUGUAUGUUAAUUACAUUUUGAAACAACCAUAAAGGCUUUCAUCUUUCUCCUUUUUUUUCUCCAAAGUUGUUUUCUCAUACCAGUGAGGUUAUUUUUGGAAUUGCAAAUUUAAAUAAGAAAAUUUACAAUUUUUUAAAUUGUAUUUUCUCUGUAAAAAAAUAUAAAAUGGUGUUAAAAUAUUAUAUAUGACAUAUUUAAAUUUCAUUUUUAAAAUGUUUGUUGGAGUAUAUUGUUAUCAUGUUGGCUUUUAUUCCAUGACACCUGUCAAUAAUGAUGAUAGCCUCCCUGUGAGGAAAAUAUGCCUGAGUAGACACGCUAACUCCCUCAUCUAACUUUCAAUCAACUGUUUUCAAUAAUCAAUUUUGUUUUGUUGUGCAUCUUAAGGUUAGAUAAAUAUAAAUUAAGUUUUAGAACAUUUAACAUUAACAAUUACUGGUAUUGUAACAGUUAUCAAGUAAUGGUGUUUUUAAAUAGGCCUUCUUCUCACAGUUAGUGAAAGGCAUAAACAAAUUUCACAGGCGUGUAUUAAGUCUGUUUUAACUACAU